Messenger RNA from Quercus lobata, 3004 nucleotides. RefSeq names its product probable disease resistance protein At4g27220. The record is from RefSeq and is a predicted model, not a curated record. The coding region runs from base 1 to 2718 and encodes 905 amino acids. The transcript is spliced from 5 exons. Lineage: Eukaryota; Viridiplantae; Streptophyta; Magnoliopsida; Fagales; Fagaceae.
AUGGGAUUAGAGGAAGAUGAAGAUUUUCACUUACUUGAAGACGCAAGGUGCCAAGUGCGUGCAGCAGUCGAUAGCCUCAAAGAUUCUUCUUUACUACUAGAAGGGUUUGAUAAAGAAUUUGUGAAGAUGCAUGACAUGGUUCGCGAUAUUGGCUUAUGGAUAACAUCAAAAGGGGAAAAUGAAUUUGAGCUAAGAGCCUGCACUCGUUUAGAGAGAAACACAAAAUUUGAAAGAGCCAUAGCAAUCUCCUUGAUCGAUUACAACACCAAACAACUUCCUGAUAAAUUGUUAUGUCCAAGACUCAACAUUUUGUUAUUGGGUGGAAUUCAAAGUUCCAAAAAUAUCUCUAACGCAUUGUUUAAAGGGAUGAAUUGUCUCAAGGUUUUAUCACUACUUAACAUAAUCUUAUCAACACAAUCACUCAAAUUAUUGACAAACCUUCGGACCUUAUAUUUGGAAAACUGCGAUUUCAGUGAUGACCUCUCUUCAUUGGGAAAGCUAAAGAGACUUGAGACUUUAAGCUUUUACAGAUGUGGAAUAAAUGCAUUGCCGAGUGAGUUAGGGGAAAUGGCGAGUUUAAAAAUGCUAGAUUUGACAGGUUGUGAUCAACUGCAACAGAUUCCACCAAAUGUGAUACGAAGAUUAUCCAAAUUAGAAGAACUAAUCAUUAGUAGCAGCUUCAAGAAUUGGGAUGUUGAAGGGACAACCUCAGAAAUAAGCAACGCUAACUUAUCAGAGUUGAACUCAUUACCCCGCUUGGUUAAUCUCUCUCUAAAGUUGAACUCGAAUCAUUUACCCAAAGGCUUUGUUUUCCCAGAGCAUUUGCGUAGAUAUUUCAUAGAGAUUGGCAAUCCGUACUUCUCUGCUAUGACACCUGGGCGAACCCUAGCAAUCAAAGAUUUGAAUGCCUCCUCAAUGAACGCAUUGAAGUCGUUGUUCCAUACCGUGGAAUAUCUUUCGAUCGAGUCUUGUGAGAUGGAAUGCAUUGUUGAUACAAUAUGUGAGGGGCCCAACCAAAAUCUGGUAUGUCUAUCAAUUGCUCGAGAUCUUCCCCAACUAGAAAGUCUUCCUCAAUUAAAGCAAGUGUUUGGCCACGGAAAAGGAGGAGAUGAUGGGGAUGGAAACAACAGCGUGCUAUCUAAGUUGAGAAACUUAAUAUUAAAGAACUUACCGGAGCUUGUCAGUUUGGGUGGAGGAAAUAGUUCUUCAGUUUGGCCAUCAUUGCCAUUGGAGAGGCUAUACGUGUUGAACUGUCCUAAAUUGAAGUUGUCAUUUUUUGCUAAUGUGGAAGCGAAUGUACCGGCUGUGCAAAAGCUUCAAAAUUUACAGAUCUUGUCUCUACGCUAUUGGAAUGCAAUUUCAUUUGAUGGGAUUCAAGGUUUGUCAAAUUUGGAAGAAUUAGAAAUUAAAAAUUGUGGAGGAAUCCAAGAGGUGAUUAAGCUUGAAGGGCUUCUUACUAUAAAAGAAGAGCAACAAGAUCUAUUGCUCCCAAGAUUGAAGAAAAUGUUGUUGAUUGAUCUACUUGAACUGAGGUGCAUAUGGAAGGGCACAACUAAACUUAUAAAUCUCAACAAUCUUGAAGAUUUAAAAGUCAUCAGAUGCAAAAAAUUGACACAUCUCUUCACACCGACCCCCACUCAAAGCUUACAAAAGUUGAAAUUUCUUGAAAUUGAAAGGUGUGACGAAUUGGAGCAUCUAAUUGUUGAAAAUGCAGAAGAACAAGUCUUAUCAGAGAGUCAUCCCCAACCUUUAUGCUUCCCUAAACCAAAUGUGGUCAAAGUCAAGGUCGGAAGUUGCAAUAAAUUGAAGUGUCUCUUCCAUGUGGAUCGUUGGAAUGCAGUUUCCAUUUUUUUGAGAUUAGAAGAAUUGGAAUUGAAGAACUGUGGAGGAUUGCAGGAGGUGUUCAACUUUGAAGGUUUUCUUACUAGAGAAGGAGAACAACAAGAUGAGUUUUUCCCAAGAUUGAGGAAAAUGUGCUUGGUCGAACUACAUGAAUUGACAUAUAUAUGGAAGGGUCCAAUCCAACUUAUAAAUCUCAACAAUCUUGAAGAUUUAAAAGUCGUCGGAUGCAAAAAAAUGAUGCAUCUCUUCACACCGGCCCUCGCUCAAAGCUUACAAAAGUUGAAAUUUCUUGAAAUUGAAAGGUGUGACGAAUUGGAGCAUAUAAUUGUUGAAAAUGUAGAAGAACAGGUCUCAUCAGAGAAUCAUCUCCAACCUUUAUGCUUCCCUAAACUGAUAAGAGUCAAUGUCAAAUACUGCAAUAAAUUGAAAUAUCUCUUCCCCAUGACCAUCGCUGAUAGUCUUUUAGAACUAAAGAUUCUCAUAGUAAAAGAAAACUCUCAAUUAAUGGAAGUAUUCACACAUGAAGGAGACGCUGGAGCUCAGAAAGAUGUAACGCUCCCUCUACUAGAAUUUAUGGGACUCAAAGGUCUACCAAGCCUUGUUAACUUCUGCCCAAAGAACUAUCAGUUUAUACUGCUAAAAUGGAGGAAGUUAAGAGUGGAAAGCUGUAAGAACAUGAGGACGACUUUUACCCGUACUCCAGACAGAAGUGUGCUUAUAAAUGGAGAGGUAGCCCAGAUAGACGAGCCUACAGGGACUUCAACAAUUUCUCCAGUGCUUACCAUAUGCCCUGCCAACAACGAUAUAAUAUGGGACUCAGGUGGCUACUUAUCACCAGAUGGAUUAUAUUUUUACGUAGAAUUCGAAAGAUGUUGAUUUGGAUUUAUUAUGGUCUUUUCUACACACGUGGCUUAAAUUUGUGGCGGGCUCAUGGAUGGAUGGACGUGCUACUUCUGUAGAGGUCUCCGUCCUCAAAAUAUUCUCAUCUCUGUAUUUCACAACUCUUUUGCUUUCUAUUUAUUUGAUGUGUGUUUUAUUUUAUUUUAUUUUUUUAUAGAUAAUGUGUUUUUUUCUUUUUAUUUCUUGAACAAGAGACAAAUAUUUGUACAACUUUUUUAAGUGAUAAUUUAUUAUUAAAACAUCAUUUUUACAUUUUUUAUUA